CCGCCGGCGCCUCGGGUCGGCCUCUUCCGGCUCCAGCCGCGCGCGCGUCCGGGAGCUGGGCCUCGGCGCCAACCCGGGCCCGGGCAUGCGGCUUCUGCGGCUGCUUACCCGGGGGCUGGGGCUCCCGGGGCUCCGGCCCUCCGCAGGCCCGGCCGCCCCACGCCGGUCCCAGGCCCGCCCCGCGUCCCGCCCCGGGCCGGAGGCCGCCGCCGCCCGCCGAGACGCGACCGUGGAGCGCUGCGGAGCCGGAGGAAUAAAUUCCAAUGAGCGUGAAAACACAUCAAGAAAAAAAAUGUCAGAGGAAUUCGAAGCCAAUAUUAUGGAUUCUUUGAUAGAUAUGCCAUUUGCGACUGUAGAUAUAAAAGAUGAUUAUGGAAUCACUGAUGUACUUCAAAAAAAUUCGAAGAGAAGUCAAGAAAAUGAUUGCAAUAGGAAAAAUGAAAUGAAGAAGAAGAAGAAAAAGCUAAAAGAUUAUCAACCCAACUAUUUCCUGUCUAUUCCGAUCACCAACAAAGAGAUUACAAGCGGAAUUAAGAUCCUACAAAAUGCAAUAAUACAGCAAGAUGAUCGACUGGCCAAAGCCAUGGUCGGUGACAGUACUUUCCAUAUUACCCUGCUAGUGAUGCAGUUACUAAAUGAGGAUGAAGUAAACAUUGGUAUUGAUGCCCUUUUGAAAUUAAAACCAUCCAUAGAAGAAAUCCUCCAAGGAAAGCAGCUGAUUUUGCCCUUUCAAGGAAUUGGAACUUUUGGAAAUCAGAUUGGAUUUGUGAAGCUGGCAGAAGGAGAUCACUUAAACCCACUCUCAGAGAUAGCAGAGGCUGCUAAAAGAACAUUUCAAGAAAAGGGCAUCUUGGCAGGAGAGAGCAGAAGUUUUAAGCCUCAUUUGACCUUCAUGAAGUUGUCAAAAGCACCAGGGCUCCGUAAGAGAGGAGUGAAAACAAUAGACCCUGACUUCUAUGAAAAAUUUGUCAAUCAUAGAUUUGGAGAAGAAAUAUUUUAUCGUAUAGAUCUUUGCUCCAUGUUGAAGAAAAAACAAAGUACUGGUUAUUAUCACUGUGAGUCUUCAAUUGUGAUUGGUGAAAAGAGCGGAGGUGAGCCCGAUGAUGCUGAGCUGGUGAGGCUCAGUAAGAGGCUGGUGGAGAACGCGGUGCUCAAGGCCGUGCAGCAGUAUCUGGAAGAAACACAGAACAAAAACAAGCCAGGGGACGGAGGCUCGGUGAGAACGGAAGAGGCCGAAAGGAAUGGCCAGGGCGGUGACAGCGACAGCCCGUGAGCCUGGCCUGCAGCCCCCGCCGCCUGCGAGAGGCACCCCUGCUUCCGUCUGCCAAGGCCCCUGGCUCCCCCGAGCCGUUGGAGUGUCUCCGGUUGAAUCUGGGGUGAAUGCCUAGAACUUCCAAGAUAGAUGGGUUUGCAUUUCUGAGACGCAACAGAAGAGAAAUGGAGCACUGGGACUAACAGAGGAAAUUAAUUGAUGGAAGAAGAAUGAGUGGCCCGGUGUCACCUCCCCUCAGCCCUUAGGGAGCUCUUGCUGUCACAGGGGUAGAGACACGGUUGUGCUUCAUGGACUCGAUCCAGACCGCGGAGCAGGCCAUGUCCUGCUACUUUUAUUGCCCAGCUGGGCACUGUGACUCCUUUACCCGAGGCCUCACAAGUGCUACAUUUAAAAUAACCACUGUUGAAGUUAGUGUCUCUGCAGUCACGAUAUGCAGUGUCUCAUGUUUGUCCUAGGUGUGCUGUGGCUAUGCAGUGAUCUUUAUUCACAGUAAAUGGUAUUUCAUGUAAAUGACAUUUUUUGGUGAAAUGCAACCUUUUCUAUAAAAUGCAGGCAACAUUCUAAAGAUUUUUCUUUCAACCCUGUUUUGAUAAGUCAUUGUGCCAUAUUUUAAUGUUUUUCAUGGGCAUUUGUAUGUAAAACAUUAUAUAAUUUUUUUCCCUUAGGCAAGGAACCUAUUGGAAUCCAGUACUUAAUUAAUGAAGCUUUGCAUCGAGAAAGGAUGAGACUGAAGUCCAAAGUGAGAGAGAUAAAGGAACUUUUAUUAAAGCCUGAGACUCAGGCCAAAAUUAGGAGGGAGCUUUUUGAAG
This is a messenger RNA of Choloepus didactylus (southern two-toed sloth), 2082 nucleotides long. It is a transcript of the gene AKAP7, whose product is annotated as A-kinase anchoring protein 7. The coding region runs from base 86 to 1273 and encodes 395 amino acids. The record is from RefSeq and is a predicted model, not a curated record. NCBI's taxonomy places the organism in Eukaryota, Metazoa, Chordata, Mammalia, Pilosa, Megalonychidae. The transcript is spliced from 8 exons. Gene Ontology annotation, cellular component: cytosol. Gene Ontology annotation, molecular function: protein kinase A regulatory subunit binding.